Molecule: messenger RNA, 1254 nt
Organism: Schistocerca gregaria
Lineage: Eukaryota; Metazoa; Arthropoda; Insecta; Orthoptera; Acrididae
Product: serine/arginine-rich splicing factor 4-like
Exons: 6
Coding region: 226-1110 (294 amino acids)
Source: RefSeq, a predicted model, not a curated record
UAGUAUCCAGUGAUGAUAGUAGCGCGAUGUCUAAUUUGUCAGUGGGAUUUGAUAAGCAGUAGUGUUUAUAUUUACAUUGUUUGUUGUGAUAGGUUGUAGGUAGAAUGUAAGUAAUGCGUUUUGAUAUGAACAAUGCUUAUGAUUACGGACAUUAGUAGCAAGUACUGUUGUUGAUAUUAUUCAUUGGCGAAUAAUUAUAAGGGCAACUGUAACUAUAAAGUUACAAUGAGCAGAUAUUCAAGCGACUCAAACUCUAGUCGAGGAGAAGAUCAUUAUCGGAAGAAAAAAAAGUCGAAUAGAACUGGAGGAAGGUCAAGAAGCUGUUCAUACUCCAGCAGUGACAGUAGUUAUUCUAAACGCCACUCACGAAAGCACAAGAGGGGAAAACAUCACCACUCUCAUAGUAGGGAUCAUUAUGGCAAAAGAAUGCUCAAUGACCAGUCACACUCAAAAAAUAGGACCCAUAGCAGGCGAUCCAGAGAGAGAUCGAGGUCACUAUCAAGAGAGAGAUCACAUGACCGUAUAAUAUCCAGAUCUAAAAAGAAGGUUAAAAGGCAUUCUAGGUCCCGAUCUCCAUCCAAGUCCAGACACAGAUAUAGAUCUUAUUCGAGAUCACUAUCGAAAGACAAAUCGAGAUCACGUUCACGUUCUGUACAGAGAUCCCUCUCACAGAGUUCGAGAGACUCCCAGCUGUAUACUAAAAUUAAGACAGAGAAACAAGAUCAAAAAGAAAACAGUGAAGUUAAUGAAGGACAGAAAGAAAAUGGAAAAAGUUUGAAAGAGCAAAUUACAGAAAGUGCAGAAAAGAUUCUCGGGAUUACUGUUACAGGAAUCACUUCUCUGGGACCAUCACAAAGUGUUUUGGACAAAUUGAAUAGUCCAGGAUUUGAGCAGAGAUCAUUUGUAUCAACAAAAUCUGCUGGGAGAAUACCGGAUAAAGCACUGGAAGUUGAAGUAGAAGCACCUGCUCCGCCACUGUUAACAAAUGAUGAUGAUCCAAAAAGUAUAUUUCACUCAAGAUUAUUUUCAGAUCAGCAACGAAUGGAAAAAUGGAUUAAGAAGUUGUUCCACCUCCGCCAAAAAGCUGUAAAUGGUGAACCUAUUAUUUAGUUACUGUUAUAUAAUUUUUAUUUUCUGAUAUUGGAAACUACAGUUUUAUAUUGUAAAGUAACAUGGAUGUUAUUCUAAAAGUAUAUAAACAACAAGAGUUCAACAUGUAAACUAUUAUCUGCAAAAUAAAAUACAUUUAAACUC